AGUUACAAAAAAAAAAAAAACAGAGCCACGAAACGAAGAGCUUUCCAAAAAACUUCAAAAAUAGAAAAGAAUCUCUAUAGAGAUGGGAGAUGUGGUAUUGUUCAUAGAUGAGACGAAUUCGAAAUUGAGAAUCUCGCGUUGCAGAAUCUGCCAUGAGGAAGAGGCAGAAAGUUUCUUCGAAGUUCCUUGUGCUUGCUCAGGAACCGUUAAGUUCGCACACAGAGAUUGCAUACAACGUUGGUGCAACGAGAAAGGAAACACGACUUGUGAAAUCUGUCUUCAGGUGUAUAGACAUGGAUAUACAGCAAUUUCAAAACAAUUUAAAGUGAUUGAAGAAGAAGUCACAAUCAGAAGUAAUGGACGAAGAAGAAGAAGAAGACAAUUAGCUGAAUCCGAUUUUACUCAGUGUAACUCUGUUGCUGAUAGAGGAGCUACUUUUUGCAGAUCAUUAACUUUCACUCUUUCAGUGUUUUUGCUGAUGAAACAUACAUUUGAUGUGAUUUGUGGAACCGAAGAGUAUCCAUUCACUGUAUUUACGGUACUAACAUUAAAAGCUAUUGGAAUUCUAUUGCCAAUGUUCAUUAUAAUUCGAACAAUCGCUGCUAUUCAGAAAACUCUCCGUCGUAUUCAAUAUACCGAAUCUGAAGAAGAUACGUUGAGCUCUGACGACGAGGUAGACGACUAUGAGUUGGAAGAAGAAGAGCAACAACAUCAUUUGGCUUAAUAUUAACGAUUUUUUUUUUUUCUUUCUAAUUCUUUUUUUUUUCUUUAUUAACGAAAAGCAUCCAUUCGAUGCUCAUUGUCACUCAUCACACACUCAAAGAAAUAAAAGAC
Eutrema salsugineum is the source of this 834-nucleotide messenger RNA. Its product is annotated as E3 ubiquitin-protein ligase MARCH8. The record is from RefSeq and is a predicted model, not a curated record. NCBI's taxonomy places the organism in Eukaryota, Viridiplantae, Streptophyta, Magnoliopsida, Brassicales, Brassicaceae. Gene Ontology annotation, biological process: protein ubiquitination. Gene Ontology annotation, cellular component: membrane. Gene Ontology annotation, molecular function: ubiquitin-protein transferase activity; zinc ion binding. The transcript has 7 exons. The coding region runs from base 83 to 724 and encodes 213 amino acids.